AUGCAUUAUCCAUCCUUCAUCCUCAAUCCUCAUCAUCUUUUGGUGUUCCAAUCACAACCUCUCAAUAUUUUUCUUCAUUUUAUUUCUCAGAAAUCAAUAGAUCGAAAAUGGAGUUUGACGAAGACAUGUUGGUGAAGGUGGGGCUCUUCCUCCUAGUUCAAGCUCUGGUUUACUUCAUCCUAUCCAAGUCUUCCGCCGUCUUCUCCGACGCGCCGCCGGCGAGAUCCUUCAGCUUCAAGAGGGCGCGCACCCUCAGCAUCCGCCGCAUGAUGGCGGCGCUCGCCGACUUGCCGGCCGGCGGCGAGCCCUAUUAUCCUAUUCCUCCCAAGGACUUCGCCUCAUCAUCAUCCACAUCUUUCAAGGACAGUACUGAUGAGCUUGAACGCAAUAGUUAAUUCUUGGUCUGAUUUAGGGAUUUUUAAAAAAAAUAUUCAUUUGUUCUUCAAUAAUUGGAUUGAUAUAUAGAUUAUGUUUUCUGAUUUAUUUUAUAUACUUUUUUUUUUUCCGUUUAUGUGUAAAUUUAAGAUGUAAAAUUGUACUGUAUAGUGGCAGGUACUAUAGUCGGUUGUGGAUUACAUAAACUUUUACAAGUUUUAGGGUGUGUUUGGUCGAUAGGUUAAUUAUAAGGAAUGAGUAUCAAUGUAUUGUUAUUGUUUAGUUGACCCUGGAUCGUUAAACGGACGGAGAGAAAGACCCUGUAAAUUAACCCUAAAAAAAUUAUUUAGUUGACAAGGUUUUAGAACAUUAUUAUGAGUUUUGAUUA
Ipomoea triloba (trilobed morning glory) is the source of this 763-nucleotide messenger RNA. RefSeq lists its product as uncharacterized. The transcript has a single exon. NCBI's taxonomy places the organism in Eukaryota, Viridiplantae, Streptophyta, Magnoliopsida, Solanales, Convolvulaceae. The coding region runs from base 108 to 395 and encodes 95 amino acids. The record is from RefSeq and is a predicted model, not a curated record.